This is a messenger RNA of Sclerotinia borealis F-4128, 771 nucleotides long. Lineage: Eukaryota; Fungi; Ascomycota; Leotiomycetes; Helotiales; Sclerotiniaceae. The record is from the annotation of a GenBank genome assembly.
AUGACAUCUCCUCCAGCUCCGAUAAUCAACACGUAUCAUUGUGCUUUCUGCACAAAUCUAGUGUUGGCGACGACGUGGAACGUUGGAGAGUUGCCGGUGAGAGGGAAUGGGGUGAGGGGGAGGGGGGAUGGAAGUUUGAUUUUGUGGGUUGGGAGUGGUGAUGGGGGUGAUGGGGAGGGGGAGGGGGAGGGGAAGAGGAGUGAGAUGGGAGAUGGGGAGGGUGAGGGUGUGGGGGAGGGGAAUGAGGGGGAGGGGAAUGGAAAGGUAGAUGUUAUGGAUAUGGAUAUUAGUGGAGGUCAAAAUGGAAAUGGAAAUGGAAAAGCACCUUUGGAAGAAACCCCAUCACAACCACACUCACAAUCACAAUCCGCAAAAAGCUACACAUCCAUUCUUUCCCUAAUUCAAUCAAAGAGGCAAAUAAUUGUACGUCGGGAAGAUGUCUUUGGGUUUGAAAAGAGGAGGUUGUGGAGGUGUGGGAGGUGUGGGGUUGUGGUUGGGUAUGAGGUUUUGGGAGGAGAGGGAGGAGGAGAGGGGGGUGAAAGGGAAGGGAUGGCGAGAGGAGGAAGGGAAUUGGGGGAAGGAGAAGGGAUGGGAGAGGGGAAGGGGAAGAUUCUAUAUUUGUUGAGGGGCGGAUUGAUGGGUACGGAGGUUAUGGCGGGGGGAAAGAAGAUUGGGGAGGGGGAGUUGGAAUUGGAAAUGGGGGUGAGGAUGGGGAUGGAGAGGGAUGCGGAAGGUUUGGUUGGGGGCGGAGGAGUGGCGGUCUGGGGGUGA